Molecule: messenger RNA, 930 nt
Organism: Coniosporium apollinis CBS 100218
Lineage: Eukaryota; Fungi; Ascomycota; Dothideomycetes
Exons: 1
Coding region: 1-930 (309 amino acids)
Biological process (GO): biosynthetic process
Cellular component (GO): cytoplasm
Molecular function (GO): isomerase activity
Source: RefSeq, a predicted model, not a curated record
AUGGCGCACUCCCGCUUGAGUUUUGUCACUUUGGACGUUUUCACAGAGAAGCCUUUUACGGGGAACCCGCUGGCCAUUGUCGAAGUCCCACUAUCAGCAGCCCUGAGUCAGGAUCAAAAACAGAAGAUUGCCAGAGAGUUCAACUACUCUGAGACUGUCUUCCUCCAUGAGCGGGAAGACUCUUCGGAGAACACUUGGGCGAUCGACAUCUUCACCCUCGAUAGGGAGCUGCCAUUCGCUGGUCAUCCCGUAAUCGGGACCGCGUGUCACGUCCUAUCUUCCGUUUCACGCGAGUCGGACGAGCAAGUCAUCCGGGGAACAUUCAUCACCAAAGCCGGCCAUGUCGAACUGGAGUACACCGUCACUGAUCGAACUGCGAGGGUCUCGAUACCGCACAAUAUCCACAUCCACCAAGAGGAAGUCAGCCAUGACCAGGUCCGCGAAUCUCAGCCUGGACUCGGCGAAACUUCCAGUUCGCCCCAGAUUUACCCUGUUGUAUCAAUUGUGAAGGGCAUGACCUUCAUCAUGGUCGAGCUCUCCAGUCUGGAAGAGCUCGCGGCGGUCGCAACCACCGCAAACCGUCUCGUACCCCAGCUCGAUGAGGGCUGGCAAGACUCAUUUGUAGGAGGCUAUUUCUUCGUCCGACUGGGUGAAAACAACGGCGGCAUUCUCCGUUUACAGUCGAGGAUGAUUGAGGGCACCUUAGAGGACCCGGCUACGGGAAGUGCGACCAGCGGGUGUUGCGCUUAUCUGGCCAUGCAGUCGGGAAAGCCGGGGCAGACCUCAAAGUUCGCCGUAAACCAAGGCGUAGAGAUGGGGAGAAGCAGUGGGAUCGGUGUGGAGGCCACGCUUGCAGACGAUGGAGCCGUUGAUCGGAUCGUGCUCAUCGGAAGCGCUGUUCGAGUCAUGGAAGGUAGACUUACCCUAUAA